Messenger RNA from Cuscuta europaea, 1494 nucleotides. The record is from the annotation of a GenBank genome assembly. Lineage: Eukaryota; Viridiplantae; Streptophyta; Magnoliopsida; Solanales; Convolvulaceae.
CCGGCACUUCCAUGUGAUCAUCAGUUAAUGGUCUCUUUUUUCGUGUGCCUUUGAUCCCGGCUCUUAUUCCAUUUUUAGGGAUUCAAUUAGUAUUUUAUUCAAAUCCAAACACCAACAAUCACAUAAAUCUGUCACCAUAUCUUCAUCUGUUUAACCCAACUCAUUAGCUUUGCUUAUCGGGAAGGUCUUCUUCUCUCUUUCCUCUUUCUGGAUCAGUAAAAUUUGUUUUGUGUGCGUGUUUAUGAUUGCUGAAGAUUUGUCAAAUCGGAUGUGAAGCGGAUCGGAUUCGGUGAUUUGGAAUAUGAAUAAAUGGGUAUUUGGUCACUGAACAGAAGGCCAUGUGAGUUGUUUGAACAAAACAAAAGCGCUUGGGUUAUUUACUAAGGUAAAUUUGGGGACUUAUUGUGACAUGAGUAAAUGCAAAGGUUGUGGGAAAUUGGGAAGAAUGGCCAGGGACAUGAAUGUGGGCCCAUAUCAAAUAUCUCUACUUCAAUCUCCUGUUGUGUCUGUUUGGGAUUGUAUUGUGCGCAAGAUGAGGUACUCAUUCAGACCUGAGUGGGUGUAGCCUUGCAUAUGUCCCAAGUGUUUGUUCCUCUCUUUUUCUUCUAAUACAAUAGUUGUAUUCCAAGCACAUUAGAUAUUAUUAUAUGAUGAUGAAAGUUAUAGAAGGAAAUUAGGUGUAUACGCGUUAGGAAUUUAGCAAGGAAGAGAGUGAAUUAGUCUUAGAACUUUAGAAUCUCUCUAUGGAGUGCGGUGGCAAAGCACCGUUUGAUGGUAGAAAAGCGAAGAAGAAGCAAGUGAAGGAUGAGUUGGACCGGAUGAAACAGGCCGAGAAGAAGAAGAGACGUUUGGAGAAGGCAUUAGCCACAUCCGCAGCUAUUCGUCUUGAACUGGAAAAGAAAAAGCAGAAGAAGAAGGAAGAACAAGAACGGCUUGAUGAAGAAGAAGGUGCUGCAAUAGCUGAAGCAGUUGCCCUUCAUGUCUUAGAGGAUUCAAAUGAGGUAAUCAUGCCAAAGGAUGUCGAAAAUUUCAGCAUAGUUGGAAGCAGAUCAGGAUUCCCUCUUGAAUAUCACCACUCCAGAUAUUCUUCAUUCGAUGAAGGACCUAACUGGAUCUCUUCCAGCGACCAAUAUUAUGGAUCAGCUUGGAACAAUUAUGCCCACCCGGAGUUUACAGACUAUGGAAAUUGGGAUAUGACUGGAUUUUCGUCACUUCAGAUUGCUGAUGAUGCACAGGCUGGCACAUACAUGUUCAAUCGGAUGUUAUGAGUUUUUUAUGUAAUGUUUUUUCUCAAGAAAAAAAGAAAAAAAUUGUGGUUUUGAAUAAUGUUGUACAUAUUACAAGCAGACACUUAUCAUGUUUGCCAGUGUUGUUGUUUGUACUAUUUGUUAUGAUUGUGUGUAGUAGAUGUUCCCCUUGAGCUUGUAUUGAUGUGAAAGAUGUUGAUGUUUAUGAAAGUGCCUAGACUUCAAUUCAUGGUCUGUUGGAUUCCAG